AUGAAAACUGAAAAUCCAAUAUUUUCUAUCAGACCCAUGGAAGGAAGAAAAGCUCCACCAAGUCAUUACUCAUUCAAAAUCGAGUCCUUCUCAUUGCUUUCCGAGUCCUCAGUAGAAAAAGUUGUCUCGGAAGAGUUUGAAGCAGGGGGUCACAAAUGGAGCCUGUCGAUAUACCCAACUGGGAACUUAAAAGAAGAUGGGCAGGAUCAUGUUUCUAUUUAUUUGGUGCUUAUGAAUACAUGUUGUUCACCUCUCGAUUGGGAGGUCAACGCCAUUGUAAAUUUUUCUGUGUAUAAUUUUCUCAACGAUGAGUAUGUUGCCACUCAAGAUACAACUGUAAGGCGUUUCCAUGUCCUGAAAACUGGGCGGGGUAUCUCAAAAUUCAUUGGCCUUGACACAUUUAAGGACCCUUCAAAUGGAUAUCUGAUUGACGAUACUUGUGUGUUUGGAGUUGAGGUUUUCGUUGUCAAGACCAUGAAUAAAGGCGAUUGCUUAUCAAUGAUUCAUGGAUCUGUCACUCAUUCAUAUAGUUGGAAAUUUAACAACUUUUCAAUCGUUAAUUUAGAAGAGUACGAGUCUGUAUCGUUUGUCGGUGGAGACUACAAAUGGAAGCUUAAUUUAUAUCCUAAUGGACACAUGGAGGGCAAAGCCUGUCAAAAGUUCUCCAAUUCGAGUUCAGCAUGGGGGUCCAGACAGCUUGUGGCCUUGGCAAAAUUUAAAGACCCAAAUAAUGGUUUCUUGGUGGACGAUACUUGCAUCCUUGAAGCUGAAUUUAAAGUUCUUGGCCUAAUUACGCCUGGAAUUAACUAA
Molecule: messenger RNA, 810 nt
Organism: Gastrolobium bilobum
Lineage: Eukaryota; Viridiplantae; Streptophyta; Magnoliopsida; Fabales; Fabaceae
Product: ubiquitin C-terminal hydrolase 12-like
Exons: 6
Coding region: 1-810 (269 amino acids)
Molecular function (GO): protein binding
Source: RefSeq, a predicted model, not a curated record